This is a messenger RNA of Oreochromis niloticus (Nile tilapia), 1627 nucleotides long. RefSeq names its product fish-egg lectin-like. NCBI's taxonomy places the organism in Eukaryota, Metazoa, Chordata, Actinopteri, Cichliformes, Cichlidae. The coding region runs from base 75 to 851 and encodes 258 amino acids. The record is from RefSeq and is a predicted model, not a curated record. The transcript is spliced from 5 exons.
UAUAAAAUGCACACUCAGCAAACAUCCAGUAACACACCCAGAAGAGUCCUGCAGCAGACAGACUCAGAAACAAAAUGAAAGCUAUCGCAGCCUUGCUGCUAAUGCUAAACUACCUAUCAGUCAGUCAUGGCGGCAUUUGCAUGGAGGGUCCACAACAGUUUCCUGCUGUACAGAUUGAUGCUGGGCAGGGGAAAGUUGUGAUGACAGACAGCAACAAUUAUGCAUACUUUCUGAUUGGAUCACAGUGGUACAAAAUGGGCUUACUCACCCUCAAGCAUGUCUCAGUGGGACCUGCAGGAAUCUGGGGUGUUGACCUCAACAACAGGGUAUACGAAUACGUAGCUGGCAGCUUUGUUUUUGCGAAUGGUGAGAGUUUACGGCAGGUGGAUGCUGGAGGUGAUGGUCAGGUGGUGGGAGUUACCGACACCUCCACCAUCCACUGUCUGCAAAGCACCAUUGCCUCAGUCUACAGGGAACAGAGCACCCUGAGCUGGAUAACCCUGCCUGGGCUUUUAAUGUAUGUCAGUUGCAGCACAAAAUAUGGAUGCUGGGGAGUGAACUCAGCUGAAAACAUCUACUUCACAAAAGUAACACCGAGCACCUGUGGCAUCAGUGACUGGAUACAUGUGGAUGGUCUUGCAGUAAAGGUUGAAACUGGGACUGAUGGAAGCGUCUUUGUUGUAAAUAGAGUAGGAGAGGUCUACCAAAGACAAGGCAUCGACAGCCGCACUCCACAAGGCACGAGCUGGACCCAAAUACCAAUGCCCUCUCGCAUCAGCCAUGUGAGCUAUGAUCGUGGCAAUCUGUGGGUCGUGACUGACAAUGGGACCAUCCUGAAAUGCUUAUAUUAAUGGUUGUAGUCUUUCUCUUCUGUCACAUAAGACAAUAUAAAAGCUGAUCAGCAUUAUGUUAACAAUGAAAAAUUCACGUGGGAAAACGAUUGAUUGUUUUAUUGUGAUUACAUCUUAAGUAAUCUAGUAGUUUUGCAACAACAUGCAUAACUACUAGAAUGCUGACAGAUAUUUACUUCUGUAUCAUUCACCUGCCAUCCUUUCAUAAACUCUUGAUUUGUUGAGACUGUUUGGAUUCAGUUUUUUAUUUUUGCAAGUUUUAUUCAGCAGAGCUACUGGCUUUCCUGUCACUGUUUUGGUUCUUUGCUUUGUGAUCAUUGCAUAUAGUAGACAAGCUUACAUGAGAUUAUGAUGGCAUUAUAUAUUCAUUCUAAAUUCUAAAUUGCAAGAUUUAUGAGUUUCUACUCUUGUCUUGUUUGCAACAGCGCUGCCUUUACAGUUGGUUUUCCAAUGGUUUUUAUAGACUUAUCAGUAUUUUAUCAUCAUUAUCAUAAUCUAAUGACUCAGGUAGGCACACUAAUAGGUUUAAUUUUGUGCAGAAGAAGAGUCAUGUGAACCAUGAACCAUUUAACUUCUGUCCAUUUAGUGCACAUGUUUGGCACAUUUUUGUUAUAACAAUGUAACUUAAAUUACCCUGAUAUGAUCUAUGCAUAUAUAAUGCGCAGUAUAGUCACAGUUUGAGUAUGAUGUGAUUUCCAAUGCUCUUCACUUUUUAAAACUUUAUUCCAAGCAUUUCACAGGUAAUGUCAGCAGAAUAUAAACAGAUUGUAAAACCG